Molecule: messenger RNA, 1599 nt
Organism: Chlamydomonas reinhardtii
Lineage: Eukaryota; Viridiplantae; Chlorophyta; Chlorophyceae; Chlamydomonadales; Chlamydomonadaceae
Exons: 4
Coding region: 154-1404 (416 amino acids)
Cellular component (GO): membrane
Source: RefSeq, a predicted model, not a curated record
CGUUAGGCCUUUCUGGCAAGUUGCCACUGACGCGCACCACCGCUCCCUCGCGCUCACUGUUCCAUAGUUACCACACCAGCCUUGAUGUUGUGUAUCAAAAACUCGAUGCAGCCAUCGGGCUGACAGAGAAGCGAACACCAGAACGCAAUCGCAAUGAAGACCGCUCGGAAGCUGGCUGUCUCCUUGCCGCGGGCACGGUGGCUGCUGCUGGUCUGGGUACUCAUAUUUGUGACGACCAUGAAAGCUGUCAACAGCAGUACCUUCCUGCAGCUACAGCAGCAGCAGCGACGCCAGCUGCAUCAGCAACAGCAACAGCAGCAGGGCUCAGAUGCCGCCACGUCGGUGGUGUCCCUGUCGGACUACCUGCCGUUUGGAAUCGUGCGUGUCACGCUCGGCAAGGCAGCGGCGGGCAACCGCCGCCAGGUCUCCGUCCUGGUCGCCUGCGCUUCUGGCGACCCGCGACCGCCCGCCGGCACCAAAGCCCUGAAACGCUGCACGCCAGUGUGCGCCGACGGCUUCGCCACUGGCAGUAGCAGCACAAGUAGCAGUAGCAGCAGCAGUAGCAGCCAGGCUGCAGCAGCCGCGGCGGCGGCGGCAGGGCUGGUGUGCGCCAGCCUUAACCCGAACAAGACACCUGCUGAGGGGCAUGCGGCGGCGGUGACGCCGCUGCGGCUGGCGGGCGCGGGCAGGGCGCUCAAGUGGGCGGCGCGGCGGCCGUCACUGUCGUCGCUGACGUGUCCCGACGGCGCGGCGUCGGCGGCCGAUUGCAUCGCGCUCCUCACACCCACAGGCUGUACGGCCCUCGCCGCUGUCAACUGCUCAGCCACGGCGCCGCCGCCGCCGCCACCCCCGCCGCCGCCCGCGCCCCUGCCCGCCGAGUGUGGUCCCCUGAUGCCUCUGCUACAGACCCUGGCGUUCUCGCCCAUACCCGCCGUAAGGCGCCUGGUCGUGCCCUCCAUCGCGCCGCAUGGCACCGUACGGCUGGUCAACGGACCCGUGCCCGGUCAAACCGGCGUCGUACAGAUCAGUUACUGCGGUUACUGGGGCACGGUUUCAACCGACAGCGGUACGACGGUGCUGUCGUCCCAGCCCUCGGAGUUGGAGGGCGGCGGCACGGACGUGAACAGCACCAAGGUGGCCAACGCGCUGCGGGCCGCCGCCAUCUGCACGCAGCUGGGCUUUUCGAACUCGCGGCACAAGCGCGGCAGUGCGCAGUACGCGGGCGGGGAGGGGUUCGUCUGGGGUGUGGCGCCCGUGUGCCGCCCCGGCGUGGCGGCGCCGCUGGCGGCCGGCCUGGCGCGCAGCUUCCUGAGGUCGGGUGGGCAGCGCUACAACGCCUCCGCACUGCAGGUGUGUGUGUGUGGGGGGGGGGGGGGGGAUUGGGUGGUUGGUAGUGGGUGGUAGUGGGUGGUAGUGGUUGGGUGUGGUUGGUAGUGGGUGGUGGUGGGUGGUGGUGGGUGGCAGUGGGUGGUAGUGGGUGGUAGUGGGUGGGCGCCGGAUGUUCCUGAAGUUCCUGGGGUGAGGUGAGGUGGGUUGCGAACUCGGGCGGUUGAGGCAUGGGGCGGCAUGCGGGGGCGGCAGGGUACCACCUACACAUCU